Messenger RNA from Ilex paraguariensis (yerba mate), 1517 nucleotides. The record is from the annotation of a GenBank genome assembly. Lineage: Eukaryota; Viridiplantae; Streptophyta; Magnoliopsida; Aquifoliales; Aquifoliaceae.
CUUAACUCCACGCUCCUCCAUGAAUCGUGAACACGGGCCACCUCAGCUUUUAAUAAAUCCCUAGCCAUCUUGAAUUUUACCGCCCUUAGGGUUUUGUAAUUGGUUACUCAAAACUCGUAAUUGAGAGGAAGAAUGGCCAUCGUCGCCGGAAACUUCUUGUCUAAAACUGCAACGGAGCUUCAGUGUCGAGUCCUUUUAAUUCCCUGGGUGAAGAAGAAAAGUGUUAUUAUGUGUUCGAAAAGCAAAGACUACAGUUCAUCAGUUCCAGUUAGGUACAUUCCCAACAAAUCUGCAAAAACUGAAAAAUUGCAAGCUUCUUCUCCUGUGGAUGGUUUGGAGGAUAGAAAAGAGAUUACUAUGACGGACCUGAAAGUGUCAAGAGUUGAGUUUCCCAGUGGGGGGAAGAGUUUAUGGAGGAAUUCUAAGUCUCAAUAUCAAAAUCAAAAUCAAAAUCAGAUGCCUGUUAGCAACUUAACGUUCGACUUUAAAUCAGAGGUGGAAAAAGAAGUUAAUCAUGAUUUGGAGGGUGGAGACUAUGAUUUCAUGGAAGAGCCUGAGGAGAUUGUAAAGGAGCUCGAGAGUUUUCAAGAAAAACAUCAUAAUGCCGUGGUUGGAAUUCAAGCUGGUAAAAGCAAACAAGAUGUGGAGAAGAUGGCUGUUGAACUACUUGCGACAAGCAGAGCAUUUACAUCCGUGGAGCUGAGGAAGAAGCUGCUUAGAAAGAAGUUUCCACUUGAUACUGUUGAUGCAGUGAUAGACGACUUCGAGAGCAGAGGUUUGAUCAAUGACUUCCUGUAUGCGGAAACAUUUUCUCGAUCUAGAUGGUCUUCUUCAAGUUGGGGACCAAGGCGAAUCAAGCAGGCCCUGUUCAAGAAGGGAGUAAGUAGAGUGGAUGCAGAGAAGGCAAUAAAACUGGUCUUCGAGGAUGGUGAAGCUGAAGAUCAAGAGUCAAGACUUCGAAUGUCAAAGCUUUCAAUGGAACAUUUAUUCGUCCAGGCCCUAAAACAAUGGCAAAGGGGUUGUGAUGUGCCCAAAGAGACACGGAAAUCGAGAAUUAUUCGGUGGCUUCAAUACCGUGGCUUCGAUUGGAGUAUUAUUGGCUUGGUAUUAAAGAAGUUAGAGUCUGAGUAUCCUCCCUAGAGCAAGUGAGCUCCUCAUUCCUACGCAAUAUGAGAGAUGGAAUGGUUCAAUGAAAUAUACCUUAUCAAGACAAAUCAACAAGUGGCACUACUUGGGUGGUGCUGGUGGGAUGAACCUGUUUUGCAGAAACUAAAGUGUCCUUGUAUUCAUCUCAUAGCACAUCCAUAUUUUGUGUCUAUUUGCUCGUAUUCAUAUAAUAGUACGUCCAUAUACUUGUCCAGCCACUGAUGUAUAAUUGAGCUAGAGGAAACACUAUUUUGCACUCAAUAUCUAGUUGUAGCACGUGUGUAUGCUUUUAGAGAGAGAGAGUGUGUGUGUGUGUGAGUAUUUAUUUCUUUUUGACUCAUAUAUGUAUGUUAUGUGAUAUUCAUCAACCU